Messenger RNA from Saxophila tyrrhenica, 1851 nucleotides. RefSeq lists its product as uncharacterized. The coding region runs from base 1 to 1851 and encodes 616 amino acids. Gene Ontology annotation, biological process: positive regulation of gene expression. The transcript has a single exon. NCBI's taxonomy places the organism in Eukaryota, Fungi, Ascomycota, Dothideomycetes, Mycosphaerellales, Extremaceae. The record is from RefSeq and is a predicted model, not a curated record.
AUGGCGACCAACGGCGAGUACAGAGGCCCAAGAGUGGAGGCCGAGAAAGGACCAGUCGCACGGAAUGGAACAGCUACUCAGGAGGAACCGAAGCCUGAUGGGCCAGCAGGAGGCUUCGACAACACGCCCAUACCAUCGCCACCGGCCGGUACCGUAGGAUACACAUUGAGGAUCACGAUUCACCAGGCGACCAACCUGACCAUGGGCGACUUACACGCCUUCUCGUCCGACCCAUACGUCCUCGCGCAGCUGAAUACUAACCUUCCGACGCGACACAAGGAGGAUCCGAACCUACGCUACAGAAGCCGGACUGUCCACAAGACCACCGAUCCGGAGUGGAACGCAGAGUGGGUGGUCGCCAAUAUCCCAUCAUCUGGGUUCAAGAUGAAGCUACGGGUCUACGAUGAGGAUUGUGCCGAUCAUGAUGACUUGCUUGGCAAAGUACACUUCACAGUGUCCAGUAUUGACGAUGACUGGACGGGAUUGAAAAACACGGCCUACCAGCUGAAGCUUCGAAACAGCAGCAAGCGCGCGCUGCUGUUCAGGGGUGCAGCGCGUGCGUUGCAGGUCGUUAAGAACAUCCACGGCUCGCUCCACAUCAGUAUCAAAAACCUCGGACGCACCGAAGAGGACGGCCAGAACGGUCGCCCAUACACCGUCGCUCCAUGCCGGUGGGUGCGGCACUAUAGUCCGAUCCUUGGCCGCAUGUUGAAUAUCAAGGAGCCGGAGAAGGACGACGAUCAAGCUCCACAGACAAAUGGCAACGGCAAACCCCAGAAGAAAGUCGAACGCUACAACUUCCAAGCCAACCAAAUGCAACUGCCCGGCCCCGUGCCACCACAACUCUACCACCGCUUCGUCGAGUUCAAGCCAUGGGUCAAACGUAUGUUCACCACCAGAGGCGUGCAAGGCGUUGUGCUAGGUAAAGCGCUACACCACCAGCAUGUCCGCGUCUACAAUUUCGACAAGUCCACGGUAUACGGCCUCUUCGACUCAGCACCGUCAACAGACAUGACGAAGAAGUUUCUGGAGCUCGUCCAUUACGACAAAGGCGGACGGAUCUUCACCUACGUCCUCACGCUGGACGCACUGUUUCGCUUCACAGAAACGGGAAAGGAAUUCGGCAUCGACAUGCUGAGCAAACACACCAUGCACAGCGACGUGUCGAUCUACAUAGCCUUCUCCGGCGAAUUCUUCAUCCGCCGCUUGAAGCGUCGCAAUCGGCCAAAAGUCAACGGCGCCAACAGCAACCAAAGCCUCCCCACCCCGCCAUCCGACAGCGAAACCCACCCGCCAUCCAACAUCGACGACGGCCCACCCACCUCCGACCCGCCCACGGAUCCCAGCAGGUACGAACUAGUAAUCGAUAACGACAGCGGCACUUACCGCCCCUCCGCCGCUCUCCUCCCCACCCUGCGCAGCUACCUCGAAGCCUGCCUCCCAGGCCUAAAAAUCGUAACCCUCGACUCCCAAGCCGACGCCGAGCGCAUGGGCAAAAUGAAGAACGAACAGCGCGAGCGCAAAAAGGCCGAGGGGGACAAUAUCGUCUAUGCGCAAGUCUCGGAUUCGGAUUCCUCAUCUUCACUAUCUUCCAGCGACGACGAGCGGUUGGAUGACGUGCAGGAGGCGUAUCGGAGUGAGCAGAGGAUGGCGGGGAGGAGGAAGAAGGGGAAGGGGAAGGGCAGCGAUAGGGCUGUGGAGGGAGGAGGGGACGGGUGGGUGGCGACCGUGGCGAGGGAUGUGAAGCAGGAGCAGGAGGCGAGGGUGGAGAAGUUGGUGAGGAAUGCGAGGGGGAGGGAGAAGGGGGGGGCGGGGGGUUGGGGUGGGCCGAAGGCUGAUGCGGGGCAUUAG